Molecule: messenger RNA, 3689 nt
Organism: Belonocnema kinseyi
Lineage: Eukaryota; Metazoa; Arthropoda; Insecta; Hymenoptera; Cynipidae
Gene: 5-HT2B
Product: D(2) dopamine receptor-like
Exons: 7
Coding region: 1043-3232 (729 amino acids)
Biological process (GO): chemical synaptic transmission; G protein-coupled receptor signaling pathway, coupled to cyclic nucleotide second messenger
Cellular component (GO): membrane; dendrite
Molecular function (GO): neurotransmitter receptor activity; G protein-coupled serotonin receptor activity
Source: RefSeq, a predicted model, not a curated record
CAAGCGUUUGGAACUUGGGAUUGAUCCAAAGUGCGCAUGCGUUCAUUUUGUAACUCAGGUAAAGGGAUGGGUGGUAUAUGGAGAGCUAGCUGGGGGCUGAUAGUGAGAGAGCUGCUGGGGUAGUAAUGCAAACGAAUUCUUAUGUCAGUGUAGUGUUAUCCGUUGAUCUUUGCGUUUUGAUCCACGGGCUAUUCCAGAUAUAAACGCAAUAUCGACAGUGUGCGCGCGGCGCAAUUAACUUUUGCUACGAAGAAAAAGAAGAGCGCACAAGAUGCAGCAAAAAAACAUAAUAAGAAGGGAAGAAUGCACGAGAAAUCGGAACAGAUAUCAAUAUAUUACAAUGGAUUUGCAAUAACAUUAUCAAGAGUGAAUGACACUUUUCUCGACAGUCAGGUGAUCGUGUUUCAGAAUCAUCAGGGAUUUUAAGUACCGCAAGUGCUACAUGUGUAGAUAAUUUCUGAUGGCAGUAAAAAAAAUAAUACCGAGCAAAAUUCUUUUCAAAACCUAAUGUUGGCAAUCUGUGGAAUUUCAGUGACAGAUAUGCAAUUCAGAAGACUUCAAAACCCAUUGAAACGCAGGUCAAUCAGUUUUUGAUUUCUAAGAUCCUUGAGAACGGAUUUAUGGGAAAAAGAAAUCGGAUAGCCUUGCUUCUAAAUUUUUUUAUCUUGCAAUAUUUUAUAAAUUUAAAAGUGAGUUUUCAAAUGUGCCAACCUAAACUCAAAAGAGUUGGUUUCAUUAAAUGUAAGGGAAAACCAAAUUCGCAAACCAAUUCAGUUUUAAAUAUUUGAAUCAGCAAUUCCCAGAGUCUGCAUUUCAAAGAUUUUUUGUUUUCAUGUUCAGAAACAGAAAACGUAAUCGCACAGAAAAAAGUAUUUAUUGUGGAUAUGGUUUCCCUACUGUAUACUUGCUAGUUACCACUUUCGGCGGUCAGUAAUCUAAUUUGCCGCAAUCUCAAUUGUCAUCAUGUUACGAUCCUCUUGUCAUAAUCCUAAAGUUGUUCUGUUGCGAGUUGUCAUUCCCAUAUGCACAUUAUUUCAGAUGAAUGCAACGGAAAAACAGACUACAGCAGCUCUCGAAGCACUCGAAGAAGCAAUCCAGAAAUGUUAUGAUGACGAUGAUGAUUAUGAUGAGUAACGCAAUAAUCAAUGAAGCAUAUGAUGUGACUAAUUCUGAAUUUUUUUUUUAUAACACUGACAUUUCAUUUUUUGACAACACUGGUAUUAUGAAUUUUGGCGUUAAUAAUACAGUGAGCUAUUUGAGUGCACUGGAAAUAUUGAAUGGCAGUAUUUACAAAGCUUCGAGUGAUGUGCCGCCGCAAAACGCAAACGAAAUCGAAACCUUUGACAAUUGGUGGGCAAUGUUGGCUUCAGUGCUGGUUCUGGGAACUGCAGCUGGUAAUAUUUUGGUUUGUUUGGCCAUAACUUGGGAACGACGAUUGCAAAAUGUGACAAACUACUUUCUCAUGAGCUUGGCGAUCACUGAUCUCAUGGUUGCAAUUCUAGUGAUGCCUCUUGGAAUCCUUACUCUAGUACGAGGUUACUUUCCCCUUCCAGCAAUAUACUGCCUUGCAUGGAUAUGCUUGGAUGUUCUUUUCUGCACAGCAAGCAUAAUGCACCUGUGCACCAUCAGCGUCGACAGGUACCUGAGUUUACGGUAUCCUAUGAAAUUCGGUCGCAAUAAAACCAGAAGACGUGUUAUACUCAAGAUACUUUUCGUUUGGCUACUCAGCAUCGCCAUGAGUCUUCCACUCUGUCUCAUGUAUUCGAAGGACGAUGACUCUGUACUUGUAAAAGGAACAUGUCAAAUACCCGACCCAUUAUAUAAGUUAAUCGGAAGCAUAAUUUGUUUUUUUAUUCCCCUUGGAGUAAUGUUAAUUACUUAUGCCUUAACAGUAAAACUGUUGGCAGAUCAGAGCGAAAAUAUUGGAGGAGGAUCAGAAAGAAGUAAGCGCCGCACGUGGAAAAAAUUACUGGUAAACAAAAGUUCCGAGGGAAGUACUGGAACACCUGUACACACUUCUGCUGCUUCAACGGAUACGGAGCUCACUACACUAGAUACUCAUGAUCUGUGGCUGCCUGAGAGUGAGCCCAAGCCGGCGGCCAUGUCAGCUCUUCACGAGUUUGGAGCGGAACUUUUAAAAUGGUCCAAAGGACUAGAGGGCAUAGCAAAUAUCGGAGAUGAAUCGCUUCUAAAUACUCCAAAGUCAACUAAAAGCCAGUAUCAACCAAACUUUCAACGUAGCUUCGCCAAUAGGAGCGAAAGAGACCCUGAGUACAGCCUUUCUGAUUCAAGAGCGAGCCUCAGUGUAACCACGAAUGAAAAUUUACUGCCAGCGCCAUGUAAAUAUCGUCGAAGAGCAUCUACCUACAAUGAAGCAUAUUUACAGCGAGUCAAUAUGAAUCCAGGGAGUAGUAUCUUACGCAAACGUUCUUUCAGCUUCCAUGAACAUACCACUGUGAACAAAUCUGCGUCCGAAAAGCUUUCAACAACGACGAACCAGCUUGAAGCGAAACCACUGAUGAAAUUUGAAAGGAUUGAAUCGCCAUCUUCGUCGUGCGACAUUUCCUCCUUUGUCGAAAUGUCAAAAAAUGAACCAUCUCAAAAUCCAAAUGAGAUGGAAGUUAGUUUCAGUGACAGCACAAAGUCUUUAACGCAGAAUCUCGAUAAUUCUUCAAACCAACCCGAUCAACUUGAAGACAAGUCUCACAAAACGUCCAGUGCGGUUGUCACGUGGAAAAGUGGAAGACGAGGCUCCAGUGCUGGAACUACCAAGACUUCAGUGGCAUCCUCGAGAUCUGUUCCGCUGCGAAGGGCGGCAACAAUGCGAGCCCACAAUUAUGCCACCAAUCUGGCUUCAAAAAGCAGCACUUGGACUCCCUACACAGCAGUUAUUAACAAGUCGUCUGGCCUUCUUCGAGUCAGUCACUCUCGAAAUAGUAGUGUGAUAUCUAGAAAUAGUUCCCGGCACGGCAGAAUUAUCAGGCUCGAGCAAAAAGCCACAAAAGUUCUGGGGGUUGUCUUUUUUACAUUUGUUAUCCUGUGGUCGCCAUUCUUUGUGCUGAAUUUGACAGCAGUCAUUUGUGCUGACUGCGAGGAGAACAUCGACCACAAACUAUUUGACUUUGUCACUUGGCUAGGUUAUUCCAGCUCAAUGGUAAAUCCGAUUUUCUACACUAUCUUUAAUAAAGUUUUCCGACAGGCUUUCAAGAAGGUGAUCCUGUGUCAAUAUUGAACUCACACUUGGAGAUUUUGUUAGUGAAGACUUUCCAAAUCCACAUGGCCUACUUUAAAAGUAUUUAUAGAAAAAGAAGAUCGUUGGGGAAAAAGUCAAUAAAAUGCUCAUAGAGAUUUUCCAAAGUAUAAACUAUAAGCUGCCAACGCAAAUUUCCACUAUAAAUACCACUAUUUAUUAACUGUUUAAUGUAAAAAGACUGUUUGAUCGAGUGCUGCACAAUUGUGUGUUAAUUGCGGCAUACAAAACUAGCAUUCUUUUAAAAUAUGUGAUAAAAACUUGUAUAACUGAGAAUCUUUGAAGACUUAUACAUAUAUCAAACUAUAACACACGUUUUAGUGUGUUUUCAAUCACGCAUUGUACUAUAGAGAGGAUAACAUCUUUUAGUAGAUUUCUAUUCAUACAUUAUAUCUAUUUAAACACUGUUAAAAUACUGUUUGUUUUUCAGUUUUGACAA